Epithele typhae is the source of this 2604-nucleotide messenger RNA. RefSeq lists its product as uncharacterized. The transcript has 7 exons. The coding region runs from base 1 to 2604 and encodes 867 amino acids. NCBI's taxonomy places the organism in Eukaryota, Fungi, Basidiomycota, Agaricomycetes, Polyporales, Epitheliaceae. The record is from RefSeq and is a predicted model, not a curated record.
AUGAACGUCGCAUACUGGACCAAGGCCGUCUCCCCUCCCAACGAUGCUGGUGUCCCUGGGGACGUCUGGGGGCGCUGCAUUCCAGAUGAAAACGACAACCACAUCUUCCUUCGUGGAAAAAAGGAAUGGGAGCCUCUGGCCAAAGAUGCGCUCGUGAAAGACCCAGGACCGCCGCACCCCUUCGGCGAUCACACCGUGCUUUGCUUCGAUCCUCCGGAGCGUCUCAUGUGGGCGGCAACGACGACGUCUUAUCAGGUUCGCCGGAGAUACGUUAACACCAAGCCGGUCGAGGGUAUCGGCAACUACGCCAAGAUGUCGUGCGGGGAGUUCGCCAGGCUCCGAUACAAGCUCUCCGACGCGACAUGGGAGGAGACCUUGCCCACUGCCCCGUCUUAUAGGACCGUUAUCGACGCGAUCAACGACAAGCGCGGGCCAUCGGUACGCAAACGGGCCAGUGGCUUCGAGCUCGAGCAGAUCAGAAAGCGCGCGCGUCUGACCCAUGUCGACGAGGAGCCUCCGAAAGCGCCUUUGAAGAGCUCGCCACUAAAGUCAAGGAUCCGUCGGGUGUCUCCGGAGAAAUCCUCGCCUGACCCAACCGAUGAGAUGGACGUGCAAGAAUCAGCCUCGCCUGUGGACAAACCUGCGCCUAGUUCUUCCGAAGACGUUGAGGAGCUGAGAAAGGACGCUUCAGUUUUGCGACUCGAGAGCCAGCCCACACGGACGCCAGAAGCAGCACCCGAGCCCGCGUCUGUGCCCAAAACUCUGCCUCCGCCUGAGCUACUCGCACAACCUUCAUUUACCUAUCCUGCUGUCAUCGCUCCCUCUCCAGCAACUGCGAACCCGAACCUCUGCAUGCCGCCAUCUGGAUCGAUUGAGCUUCCGCCUAAUUUCGCAAUAUGCACGUGGUGGAAUGGUGUUCGAACCGCUCUUCCUUUUCACUAUCCUGAUGGUAAGAAGGUAUUCACAACGGGCACCGCGGAUCAAUAUCUUGCCACUGCAAAUGACCCUAACAAGUGCGCAUUGUUGCUCGAGCGGCCGAUGGUACAAGAUGGCGUUACUCCUUGGUUCAUACGCCGAGUGAGCGACGACCUACGCGCAUGGCAUGUCACCAACAACAUUGGACAUCGAUACGUUCAAUCUCUCCAGCCCGGUGUCAUGCGGCCUCAAAGCGACUAUCAGGGUCCCGAACGUAUUCCAGCGGAUUGCGUCCAUGCUUCCACCUGGGGUGCUAUGUCGAACGCAGGGUACCUCAUUCAUCCUCGACAUCAGUCUUCAGGAAUGGUGUCCUGGGUCACUGUCGCCAGCGGGGUGCAGUUUUGGACCAUAUUUCGCCCCCGUUGGGACGACCCCGAUCGUACUAAAGCUGCGCUCCGUGUCAUCGCGAAUGCGACUCCACGCGACAACCCCGAAGAUUUGGAGCAUAUGUUCGAUAUUGGAACAGUGAUGUUAACCCCCGGCAGCGUUCUCAUUCUUCCGCCAGGCGCGUACCAUAUGGUCUACACCCCAGUCAAAAGCGUUACCCUCGGCGGCAACUUCCUUACUAUAGAUUCGUUGCAUCAUACCCUAAUGGCUCGUCAAAUCGAACAAUAUGCCUCCUUCAAUACUACAAAUCCUUACAGCGCUGGAGUUCGGCGAAUGCUUAGUCGCCUGGCCAUCGCGUUCACCCAGAUGAACGGCAACUCCAUACCCAAGCGACCGCUUAUCGCGCUGGCGCACAUGCUCGCAUACGAGCGCUACUACUUCACCACGACUCAAAAGUCGUUUGUCUGGACGGCCCCGCCUCCUCAGAUCAAGACAGAACCCAACGCGACCGCUCUCCCAGCCCCAUACGCCGACGGCUCCCAGACCUCGCCCUCCGGUAACUCAGAUAGCGAUGACGACGAGGUCCUCGAACUCCUCAACGAGCAACGCCCGCCCCGCCCUGCCCCGCCCUCGGCCUCCUACUACGGCCCCCCCGCACCGCUCACGCGCCACCCACCGCCGUUCGCGUGGCCGCUCCCGCCAGACGUCGAGAGCGACAACGACCUGGUGCACGCCGCGUUCUGCGCCGCGGAGACCUGCGUCGCGAACAACCUGCCCUUCCCGCCCGCGUUCGAGUGGCCCGUGCCGUGGCACGCGCCGAGCGACCCCCGCGCGAUGGCGACGAUCCCCCCGCUCCCGACCCACCCCAAGCUCGCGUUCCAGCACGGGCGCUACGUCAUGUACCGCCCGGCGCUCAUGCGGCCGAUUCCCGUCGCACCCACGCCGAGUGUGGGGCGUGCGGGGUCGGCGGCGUCCACGGCAGCGGUCGGGGCGGCGUCGGCAUCGACGGCUCUGCGUCCGGCGUCGAGUUCAGGGCUCGUCAUUCGCCUCCCGCCUCUUGCCUCGCCCUCGAAGCCUUCGGCUUUGACCGCGGCCUCCACUUCUGCUUCAGCAUCGCAGCCAGAACCGAAGGUAGACCCGGCUCCCCCUUCCGUGCCGAGCUCGACCUCCGCGUCAACGUCCCGUGCGGUUGGGUCUGCAGCGGUUGCUGAUGCACCUACGUCCAGUACCGCGACGCUUGCGUCUGUGCUGAGCGCAGCGGUCUUUCCGCCUACUCCCACGUCUGCCCCGAACCCUGCUUAG